AUGUCUGUGUGCUCGCAGGUGUUGGAGAUGGCACGAGACUGUCUGCACAAGUCAGAGUCUAAACAAGUCACCAGCACAUACUUCUACGACAUGGCUGACAGUUUGGAUAGACUGUUAGCUGAGACUCGUGAAAAGUCAGCGGAGGCGGGUGGCAAGGUGGCGCCGCUGGUGACGCCGCUGACGCUGGCGAUGGCGCGGCCGGCGCGCCUGCUGGAGUGCCUCGAGUUCGACCCCGAGAGGUUCUACCGCCUGCUGGAAGCCGCCGAGGGACAUGCGAGGCACCUGCAGUUUGCUAAGAAGACUAGCAUGCCAUACCCGGUCGAAAGCCUUGGAAAUAUCGAGGGAAACAGCAAGGGCUUCGCCUUGUUUCUCAAUGGCUUCACCCCAGAUGUGGGUGGCAUAUACUAG
This is a messenger RNA of Bicyclus anynana (squinting bush brown), 408 nucleotides long. RefSeq names its product microtubule-associated serine/threonine-protein kinase 3-like. The record is from RefSeq and is a predicted model, not a curated record. Gene Ontology annotation, molecular function: protein serine/threonine kinase activity; magnesium ion binding; ATP binding. Bases 1 to 408 code for a protein of 135 amino acids. Lineage: Eukaryota; Metazoa; Arthropoda; Insecta; Lepidoptera; Nymphalidae. The transcript has 3 exons. Gene Ontology annotation, biological process: protein phosphorylation.